Messenger RNA from Ctenocephalides felis (cat flea), 2358 nucleotides. Its product is annotated as myb-like protein X. The transcript is spliced from 6 exons. The record is from RefSeq and is a predicted model, not a curated record. The coding region runs from base 75 to 2228 and encodes 717 amino acids. Lineage: Eukaryota; Metazoa; Arthropoda; Insecta; Siphonaptera; Pulicidae.
CAAACCGUGGUGCGUGCGUACAGUGAAACGCAAAAGUACAUGCUUGUGAAAUAAGGUGUUGAAACAGACUUGAGAUGUGGCCUAGCUGCCGCAUGUUUUGGCUGGCGGCUGCCGCGUGCUGUUUGUGCACGGUGAGCACGUGCAGCGGGGCCGCCACACGGGUACACGGUCUCAAUAACGUAGACGGAUCACUUCGCGGCGCAAUGGAUGCGUUGCUCGCGCGUCAGCGGCAAUUAGCCGCAGCGGCCAACAGACAAUACAUGUCGGACGGCGGAGAAGCGGCUCAAUGGAUAUCGCAACAGGGUCCACAGGAUUAUGGGAAUGCAAUUGAUGAGAUUCAAUAUUAUCCAUCACGUUUUGACAAAACACCCAAUUAUCCCUUUUAUGAACGAGAACCCGCAUCAUAUAGACAAAAUUCAAUGAUUAAUCGCCCAAAUUGGAGUCAUCAAGAUAAGCGAGGGACUUCGUUCAGAGAGAGAAUGUCGAGAGUGAAACCGCAUCCUCGGGACGAACUGGCAGAAUUAUUUUUGAAGAACAUUCAAGAAGAUGAAGCCAGGGAAAGGCAACGCGAGCGCGAACAAGAAAGAAAUGAAGAAUACGAAGAAAUGGUAGAUGACAUGUAUCAACGGUAUCGAAAUAAAGAUUACGAUGAUCCGGAACAGGAUCUCGCAAGAAUCUUUGGUGGUCGCAAUGACGUCAAGCGUCAAUUGUCCGGAGAUUACCAACCUGUAGGAUGGGGCCCGGUCGGCUUUAGGAAAAGGGCCUUCAGAGAAAGAUACGAUGACGACAUUAGCGAAAAUGAUCUCAUGCGAGCAUUGAAGUAUAUACCAACUGAAACUCUUGAGAGACUAUUGGCAGAAGAGGAAGAAGCUACUAACGAUUUACAAGUUAUGAACCAAAUGCCACGUCACUAUGCAAUGUACUCAAAUAAAGAUCAAACCAUGAGAAAAAAGCGUUUUCCGGUAACAAAACGUAGUAACGUUUUUGUGGGAAACAAAAAGAAAAGAUCAUCAGAGUUAGGAAAAGCAGCUAGUGAAACCGAUGAAAAAAUAUCAAAAGAUUUAAGUAGCAUAUUUGGAAGUCAAGCCAAAAAAGCAAUUUCCGAAGACAAAAAUAAAAAAAUAAAUGUACCAGUAAAAAAAUCUGAUAAACAAGCUAAAAUAAUUGUUGAAAAACAUAAUGGUACUGAUGGUCAUGAUCACACGCAUUACGGAGAAGUAGUAAAACCAGAACAAAUUUUACCAGAAAAGCCAGUUGAAGUAAAGAAAAAAUCUGUAAAGUGGUCAGAUUAUUUCGGUAUAGAUAAACGCAGUAAAAAGUCUUUUCCGGAAGAUCGUGAGGAGAUAAUCAAGCAUAAGUACCUCGCAAAUUCGAUGAGAGAUUAUAAUAAUAUGAAACAGGAAUAUCCUCUGCGAAGUUUCAAAAACCAUGAUUUGGACAAGAAAUAUUAUCAGCCAUUCGACACAAGAGUAUUUGUACAAGGGCAAGAACAAAAUGUAGUACCAGGGCCAGAACCAGAUUAUGAAGAUGUCGAUGAAAAACUCAAAGAUAUUGAGGAUAUUCUUUUAGAUGAAGCGUCCAAAUACUCAGAAGCUAGAGAUGCGGAUCCCGAAGAGAUUAAUCAGUUACGACAAAUGGUAAUUUCAAGAUUGUCAGAAAUGUAUGACAACGACAAACAAUAUCAACCCACUGGGUAUAGAAGUAAUUUCCCUGGACGCAACCGUAAUGAUUAUGUAGAUGACAAAGCUAAACGCGUUGCAGUAAAAAAGGAAAGUGCCGAACAUGCACACAAUGAAACUAAUGAAGAGAAAGAUAAACGCAGCAGCGAAAACCAAAGGUUAUCACAAGAGCCUUAUUCCGAAGGCUACAUGGGAGGUAGACUAGCAUUUCAUCACGAAGACGAAGGAAAAGAAUGUCCUAUAGUGCAAUCUAUAUCAGCUCGUUGUCGCAAUAUCGAUGUGUGGGCAGGAGACAGAACGCAUGUGUUUUUGCCGCUGUGUACAAUGCAUCAAAUUUGCUACCUAUGCGGUUCAUCUGGAACUACCGGUUGCGACAUGUUGUACCUGUCGGAAGUAGAUUCAAUAUGUUCGGGAGCAAGCGGCGAACGCGAGUGCAGGCGAGCCGCGAGGGAUGCACUCGGCCUAAUGCGCGAAUUGCACGCGGUGCCAGAUCCCGCUGCGGAAUGCGCCAGACAUCCCUGUCUCGCGGAAUACAAGCGCAAACGAUAAAUUCAAACAAGGCCCCGAAAUGAAACAUUAUGUGCGUUGAGAUUAUAAUUUAAAAGAAAAAUUAUUUUCUAAUUCAUUUGUUUAAAAUUAAUAGUUUAUCUUGGAAUGCUUUCCAAAUUUAUUGCUACAU